Messenger RNA from Numida meleagris (helmeted guineafowl), 3797 nucleotides. RefSeq names its product protein BEAN1-like. The record is from RefSeq and is a predicted model, not a curated record. Lineage: Eukaryota; Metazoa; Chordata; Aves; Galliformes; Numididae. Gene Ontology annotation, molecular function: protein binding. Bases 16 to 1038 code for a protein of 340 amino acids. The transcript has 5 exons.
ACAUCCACAUCUGAGAUGUGUAAUGCUGCCCUGCAGAGCGGUGCCCAUAGACACACACAGUGUCUCCUCCGACAUCUGCUUCCAAACCAAAAUCCAACGACUAUUAAGGACUUUUUCCUUCCCUCCACAGUUCUUUUCUUCCAUCUCCCUCUCGUCUCUGGGAGCUCCAUCCGCAUUGGGAUAGGCAGCAACUCCAGCCUCUAUGAGCAGAGCAUUCUGCCAUGUAAGAAGGAAGAGCUGCAGUGUGGCACCGGGCUCUGCCUCUCCAACUGGCUGCGCUGCCGCUACAGGAAGGACUGCGGCCGGGACUACAUGUCCAUCCAGCUGACGUGCUCCAAAGUUCACCUGAACCAGAGCAGCCCGACCAGUGAACUCCCCAGCUACAGUGAGAAUGGCAGUGAUGCCAGUUUACUUGUUUCUCCCCUUCUGGUGGCUGGAGUAGUGAUCGGACUCGUGCUGUUUCUGUCCUGUGUCACCAUCAUUGUUGGCAGCCUGCGGAAGGACGGACGGCUGAGACACCCCCAUCAGAGGAGAGACGCUGCUUAUGCUCCAGACGGCUUCUCUUAUGGCGGCUCUUUUGGAGAGCUGAGAUCCACCUGCAUGGAGGAGUUUCCCCCAGCUUUUGAUUUUGGUUCCUAUGUGGAUACACUUUCUCAGGUCAACAUCAUGUAUCCUGACUCACCUCCACGCUAUGAUGAAUGCGUGGGGCCAGGAGCAACGCAAAUAUAUAUUCCCACAGAUGAUCCCCCCCCAUAUUCUCUUACGGACCCCUGUCAAAGCAAUGAAAUAUCUAUAAACAUCAGCCUGGAGGAGGAAGAAGCGGCAGGGACUGCAGGGCAGGCAGCACACCACGCCACCAGGCUACAGGGCUGGCAGCAGCCUGUCCCAUCCAUCUCUCUGUCGCCGCUCCCCACGGAGGCUGCUCCCCGGUACGAAGCAGUGGUGCAUGAGCACAGCAUCCCCAUCCCGCUGGUGCCAGUGGAAGUGCUGAAAAACUCUGCCUCUGACUAUCAGACCGUUCUGAGCCAAAUCCUGUGAACAAAAGGGGCUUUCUCCUGCCAUCUUUCUGAAGAACUCAGACUGAAAAAAAAACAAACCACACUUAAAAUGGAAGAAUAAAACCUCUUAAAGUUUUACCUAUUUUAUAUCUUUACUAAGGGAUGUAAUGGGAUUGUUUUUUAUUUUUUACAGUGAAUUUUGAAUGUUUACCUAAAUUUCCCUCUUUAUGCUUCGAAGUGUUCCAUGGCGUCAUGUAGCCCAGAAAAGCAGCAGUGAGGAGCAGUGCAUCUGGCCUUCCUGAAGCAUCUCAGAUCUCACUGACAUUGCCACUCAAUGUACAUAUAUGUUAUCUAGUCAUGCUUACUCCUCGAUUUUAUGAUAAUUUGCAUGUUUUAGAGCAGAAGGAAGGAGAAUAGCAUUUUGUUGUCUUUGUAGGUGUCAGUAGUACACUUUAUCCAGUGUCUUGGCAACAAAGCGUUUUUUUAAAAUUCUUUUUCUACAUAUGUAUUCCCGUAGACAGAAACAGAAGACAGCCUGCAAAACAUGACUGUCAGUACCAUACAGGAGCCAAAUAAAAAAGAGAAAUCUUUUGAUACCCGUAUUUUUCCUUCAGAUACACCGGCCCGUUCCAAAACCUGCUGUAAAAUCUCUCACAAAGGUCAGGAGCAAGCAAAGGGGAGGUGGCAGCAGCUGCCCCAACACCAGCUACCAUGCCGAGGGCCCCAUGCUGCGCCCAGCUGCGUGCAGGCCCAGGGCUGCAUACCCCUCACUUGGCACAGGUGGAGGACAGCACCUGGAACCCCAGCAGCUGCUCCAUGCUGGUUCCCAUCCUGCCUGCCUACACCGUCAGGCACUUCAGUUACAAGCCUGUAUGAUUAAGAAAGGACCCUGACCUCCAGUAACAGAUGAAGCAUGAGGUAAAUAGCAGAUGCUGGCUUAGGCACGCAGAGUAACAGAGAACCUCACUUUGUGCAGAAACUCCUCUUAUCAGACAUGACCCUCACUGAAAUUUUGCUAUUCACACCAGCCCCACUUGAUAGGCUUGGAUUUCUCACACGCUCAUCUGAUGAAUGCGUGGAGGUGGAGUUGCACACUUGCAGGAGCAGCAGAAGGAAACCACAGAGAUGAGUUUCACCUUGCAUGGUGCGUACAAUCUCCACUUGAGGACCUCAGCCAAGCACUCGUCAGCACAGUUAUCAGAGGCACAUCUGCGCUGAACCUCUGAGAGAGAUUUUUGCUGAAAAAAUGUGUAAUUUUUACACUGAUAAAAUGGACUUCAGUUUUUUACCCCCACUAAGGAUAAAUAAAAAGGAGUAUAAGUAAACAUACAACCGUAUUCAACAGCAAGCAUCAUUCCAAUUAUUAAAAUUACAUUUCAAUUUUCUGUAAAUACUAAAUAAUUUCCAACAGUAAUCAUUACUCAGGACUCUGAAGAUUGAUGCAAAUAUAAUUCAUACGUAGUUGGGAAGUAAUCAUUGGGUUCUUACUGCUCUGUAAAUCAUACCAUUGCUGAGUCAUAUGCACGUGAUGGAAUCAGAUAAGUAUGCAUUUUUUUGUAAGCAGAUAAGAGUAAAUAUGUAUUUUGCUAAAACAACAGAAAUCUUUUGCUGAUCUCCGAAGUUUUCAAUGUAUUAUUCCCAAAACAACGAAAAUCACAAUUUUGCAUUGCAAAAUAAGCUGGUAGGCACUGCAGAAGCUAGACUACAUUCAGUACUUGUAUUUUUAAUGGACAGAGCUGUUCUUCUUUAUGCAGUACCAGUGGAGACAGUUCUGUGGCACACAAAGUGUCCUGCACUAAGAGACAGAGCUCUGCGCUAUCUAUCUAUCAGGGCCACAAGAGAAAACCAGCACAGAAGUUUAGCAGCCAGUUUUACUGGCAGGAAGAUAAGAAGUGAAGGGAAGCACAGAGGUUUAUUUAUGCAGAACAGGACGUAAUGGGGACGGUCCUGACUUCUGGACUGCUGCUGGGGGCUGGAGAGGGAAUCCUGCAAGUAUCAGAAGGUAAAUGGGAUUUUGGUUUUUGAACAUGUGUCUUUCCUACCUGUACAGCAAAGCUGGGGGCUCUGCUGAAGACGAGCCAUUCACAAAUGUCUGCUCUGUUAUAUAAAUGCUUCCAGUUGCUAUGCAUUCUAGGAAGUGCUUCUGUCUGGCUGUUAACCUGAGACGGAUUUCAGGCCCUUCCGCUACCUUUAUAUCAGAGGAAAAUAAUAAUUUGAUUUUACAGAAUAAAUUGAUUUUAAGCAGACUUGUGAUGAAAAUGGGAGAUUUGUAUUUCACCUCAUGAUAGAAACGCUUUGCUAAAGUUACAGCAAAACGAACCAAAGUCUUUCCUCAUCUGAGGACACGCGCAGUGGCAGCAGCACGGCCCCAGCCCCCUGCUCCUGCGCUGUGCAGCACUGGGAGGCGGCCGCCUGCAGUCGCACAGCACAGAGCGCGCAGCAGGACUCACCCACCCCAAUAACCAACCAAAGCACACUGUAUUUGACAUCCCUGACAGAUCUCAGCAAAACAGAGCAUCUCAAGAGUACAAGCCAGCUCCCAUUAAACUCAGAAGAAAUUCACAGCCUCUUAUCAGACUUUAUCCUAAACUCUGGCAUUGUUGUAAUGGCAGUCCUAAAACCAAGCUGAACGUAGGGCUUGUGUUUAUUACAUGGUUAAUAAGAGAAUGCAGACUGUUUGGACAUGCUGUUUCUUACCAGACAACAACGCUGUAUUUCUGUAGUCAUCUCUUCUGCUUUGAAUUUUUAGUAUAUGGAUCUUUGCAUCCAACUUUUAGUAAAGAACAUACAUGUACUCAA